Molecule: messenger RNA, 8831 nt
Organism: Pantherophis guttatus
Lineage: Eukaryota; Metazoa; Chordata; Lepidosauria; Squamata; Colubridae
Gene: QSOX1
Product: quiescin sulfhydryl oxidase 1
Biological process (GO): protein folding
Cellular component (GO): Golgi membrane
Molecular function (GO): protein disulfide isomerase activity; flavin-dependent sulfhydryl oxidase activity
Source: RefSeq, a predicted model, not a curated record
CAAGUCAGCCUUGGAAUGCCGGCCGGUUGCAAAACCUCCCCGAUUCCUGGCAUCGUGGAAUCGCAUUUUGGCCACAAUCUAGAGCAGUCUCCGGGCUCCUCAGGGCUUCCGCAUUCUUUUCAUCCCCGCGGGAAAUCCUGGUCGGCGUCGGGCGGCUGCUUUAAGGGGAACUGAAGUCCCCGGAGACGAUGAGACGCUUCUUGCUAAAAUGCCGGGUGCUUCCCCCACCAGCACCCCCCGCUUUACGGAGCCCCUGGUUCCUUCCGCGCGGAGGAGGCGCCUGACGACAAACCGAGAGCCACACGUGCGGGGCGCUGGGGGCGGGCCUCCCCUUUCGGUUUGGGAAGGGAAGCACUCCCGCUCCGCCUCCAGCUCCACCCGCCCGCGCGAGGGCCGAGUGACUUCCCAGCCCGGCACGGAGCAUCGGGCGCAUUUCUCGUCGGAGCUUCCCAGGGGCGGCUAAACGCGAUGCCCAGGCGGCUCUCCGGAGCCGGAUCGCGGCAGCUGAUGCCUCCCGCUUGCAUCGUCCGCGCCGUCGCCUUCUUCUUGCUCUUGGUGCGGGUCCCCGGGGCGAAGAGCCUCGGCCUCUACUCGCCCGACGACCCGCUGGUGCAGCUGGCCAGCAACACGCUGGAACGCCGCAUCUUCAAUUCCACUGGCGCGUGGGUGGUCGAGUUUUACGCCUCCUGGUGCGGCCACUGCAAAGCUUUCGCCCCCGUUUGGAAAGGCUUGGCCAACGACGUGAAGGACUGGAGACCUGCUGUGAUGCUGGGAGCUAUAGAUUGUGCAGAUUUUUCCAAUAAGAACAUCUGUUAUAAAUUUGGAAUAAAGAGCUACCCUACUGUGAAGUUUUUCAAGAAGUCCUCCCAAAAACCUGAGGAUGGCAUACAACUCAACAAUUAUGAAAAAACCAUUGAGUCUCUAAGAAAGACCAUAAUCACUUUAAUGGAGAGUCAUGGAGAUAUGUGGCCUUCUCCCAGCCCACCUUUGCAUCCGACAAGCGUGGCAGAACUUCGUGAUUUCUUUCUGGUGAACAACGUGACUUAUUUGGCCCUGAUAUUUGAUGAGGACAACUCCUUUUUGAGCAGAGAGGUAGCACUGGAUAUGUUUCAAUUUGAGAAUAUUGCAGUAAGGCGAAUCCUGCAGAGCAAUGAAGAGCUAGUGAAGCAGUUCAACGUCACUACCUUUCCAUCUGGCCUCCUUGUGACCAAUAAUGGUUCUUGCAGAAGCAUCCCUGGGCUGGAGGACCCGAGAUCCCAGUAUACUAAUUUCCUGCAGAACUUAUCUGGGGUCUUUAGACGAGAUGUUUUCAUACCAACGGUGUCCCCCACUGCACAGACAACAACUGCUCUUACAGUUUGGAAGGUGGCAGACAAGAGAAAGAUAUACAUGGCUGAUUUAGAAUCUGCAGUGCUCUACAGCUUAAGGAUAGAGGCUGCAGUAUUCCCCAACCUUGAGGGAGAGCGACUCUCUGCUUUGAAGGACUUUGUGUCUGUUUUGGUCCAGCAUUUUGCUGGGCAGUUGGUAGUCAAGAAUUACCUUUACAACCUGGAUUUGUGGCUGAGACCAAAGACAAUUGUUUUGCAGAGUGAAUGGGAGGAAGCUCUAAAGAAUAAAAAGGAGUUUCCAAAUGCCACGUUACCUGAGAGACCUCAAUGGGUAGGAUGUCAAGGAAGCAAACCUCAAUUCCGGGGUUUUCCAUGUGGACUCUGGACUCUCUUCCAUCACCUGACGGUUCAAGCAGCAUGUCAAAAACAGUCUGUUUCCUCAGGUAUACCUGAAGUUCUUCCUACAAUGAGGGGAUACAUCCGCAAUUUCUUUGGCUGCAGGAUGUGUGCAGAGCACUUCGAAGCGAUGGCAGCUGAGUCUAUGCAUGAAGUGCAGAACAGGGACGAGGCUGUCCUGUGGCUUUGGUCAAGACAUAACAGGGUCAAUGCUCGCUUGGCAGGUACAGCAACUGAUGAUCCCAAAUUUCCCAAGAUCCAGUGGCCUCCCAAAAGCUUCUGCCCUUCAUGCCAUUACACCUCAACUGACAGUUCUUUGCAGGAUGGGAAAAAGUCUAUGUGGGAUGAGAAUCGAGUCUUGAUGUUUCUCAAAUGGCAUUUUUCUGAAAAAAAUAUUUACAUGAAUUCUCCCCUGGAGCAUCAAACAAGACGUGGUCGAAAUGUUGCUCAGCAAAAUUAUGAAGGUGACUGGAAGCUAGAAGGGGGAGGAAGAGGAGAAGAGAGUGACCAAGAUAAUCAAAAGGAACCAGACGAAGACAAGAAGACGGAGCAGCUAGAGACUGGGAAAGUAAAAAAGAAGAAAUUUGAUUUGGGAAAACCUGGUUCUCCAGAGUUGCAUAAACCAAGCAUUGUCAAGAUGAGCACAAAGGCAAAAGAAAUGGUGGAGGAUAUUGUUGAUCUUGAUACAUUUAGUGAGCAGCAUUUUAAGAGCAAAGCCUUGAAGCUGGCAAAACAGAUUAACAUCAGGGAGAGGCGGACUAAGAGGGACACUCGGCUGUUCCUGAUGGCGAAUGAGGGCCGCCGCUCACUUGAUUAUAUUAGAGAGUCCCUGAGGCAUAAGAACUUGGGAGCCAGACAGUUCUCUGGAAUCCAAGUGGAAAAUGAGAAUACUUCGAGGAGAAACCAGUGGAUCUAUAUCCUGGGAAUGGGGUUCUCCCGGUUGGAUGUCAGCUUGUGUGUUCUCUUGUAUUUGCUUUCUUCUGUCUGCCUGUUGGGCAUGUACACCUUCUUCCGCAUGCGCAUGAGUUACCGCAAGGCCCGGUUAGGCUACUCAUUGACAUGAAAUUGAAGGAGAGGUAUAGCAGCCAUUAGGUAAUGGAACGGGUAUGUGCAUAUCAGCUUGAUGUGGUGAUCUUUCACUAAACUAACAAUUCCUAUACUGAAUAUACACAGAUGCAAAAAUACACAGAUGAUAUAUUGGUUGUGAAGGGUGCAAAUUAGUAGAGUAUACUAUUGGAUCUCCUAAAACGCAUGGAAAUUGCUACUUCUAUAUAUGAAAGAGUACCUAGUUGAACAGGCAGGUCUGUUUUGUCACAGUUGCUAGAUCAUUUGUAUAUAUUUGUGAUUCUGUACCAGAAUAAAAUAGCUGAGUGUAGUGCAAAAGGGGCAUGGGGUCAUAUUUCAGAGCAUAUGGUGACAGGCUGAUUGUCUGAGGAAUCAGGGGCUCUUUAUUGUUCUUGGUCUGUGGUGGCGGGAAAGGAUUAAUAAGCAGAAAGAAUUCAGAUCUCAUUAGAUAAAUGUAGUACAAUCCUCUUUUCAACAGUCAGAAUGUAAUACAAAUACUGUUGCUGUUUUAAGAAAAAAACAAAGCAUGACAAGUUUAGGACCAGCAACAAAGUAGUACUUCUGAAAUCUUUGUGCCUUGUGUCCAAACUGAGAUAUGUCCAAACCCUGUCACAUUGUGAAGAAACCUAGUAUACAAGCAGCCUAAAAUAUUGUGCUGGAAGAUCUCUUGAACACUUUUCAUCUCUUUUCCAAAGCUUCUGUGCCACUAUAAAACUGCCCUUAGUAAAACCAGCUAUAGGGUGUCGUUUGCCAAUAGCGGUAAUCAAGCAAACAAAAAAGAAUUAGGUUCUCCCUUCCAUACCCAUCUAAAAUAUGAAUUGAAGGAGUUUUCUCGCCAUUCUGCAUGACUUCUUGGGGUCCUGCGUAGAAUAUACUUAGUGCUUUUGCCUGUAUUUCCCAUGCAGCCCAGCUUCUUCCCUUGAUCAGAUGACAGAAGACAAAACAGCCCUUGAGGGUUUUGAACUUGAACUCAUAGUGUAAAGAAUUGAAAACAGCUGGUAACAAGUUCAGGUCAAGAAUGUGCAGUCGAAUAGAUAGAUCAGUGUAGCAGUUUUUACUAGCUGCUAUGUUUCUUUCAGUCCUUUCGCUGUGCCCUUUGUCUUUCUUUCCAUAUCCUGGUAGCUUCAGCUUUGAUGUCAUUCCCCUUUUCUAUCCUACUAUGUAAACCACGGGUGUCAAACUCGCUGCUUCACAUUGCCAUCACAUGACAUAUUGCAACAUUUCUUCCUUCACGGAGCUGGGGUGGGCGUGGCUGCACGUGACAUAUCUGGCCCACGGGCCGCCAGUUUGACACCCCUGCUAUAAACUUACAUCUGUUCUAGUUUUUUAACCAGGUGAUCUGUGUCUUCAUAUUUUACUUAGUAGGAGAGAAGAAGUGAAAGCAAAGAUGCAUUUUUAGGAGUGUAGCUAUCACUCCCUGAGCCAUGAGUUGAUAAUUUUUGAAAUUAUUAGAAUUAUCCCUGUUGGGGUACCUGCAUUCAUCUGGAAAGAGUUCUGGAGGAGAGGGAAUUAAUCAGCACCGCUAAGGAUCCUUAUGGCCAUUAAGUUUGAUCGCUAAGGAUUACUUUCCAAUUAUUUCUGAGCUGCCUCAGUGUGGAAAGAAAUAGCUUAGUCUUGUUUAAAAAGAAAGAAGUUAUUGGUAAGUCAGAUAAAAAUCUAGCAAGAUUUCUUCACUGGGGAAGAAUUAUACGACCUUAGAAGGUAGAAGACAAAUGAUACAUCUAGAUGUCUAAUAAGACAUUGCAAACUCCUGUUCAUUGCAUUCACACCUGGUGCCAUUAUCUUAGGACGGGGAUAAGCAACUAUGGCAAUUUUACAACCUGUGAACUUCAACUCCCAGAAUUCCUGAGCCAGCAUGGAAUUCUGGGAAUUGAAAUCCACAGGUUGUAAAGUUGCCAUAAUUGCCCACCACUAUACUAGGAGGAAAGUGACUCCACCUGGCAUUUAGAAAAAUGGAAAAAUAUGUAGCACAGGAAGAUAUUAUUGAAGGUACAUUCCUCAGAAACUGACUUUUCCCCCCCUAGAGUGCUACUUCUAUCUUGGUGUUUGUAGGUGAAUAUUCAUCUUUAUGCAAGUGCCUUCUGAAACUUUAUCCAGUCCAAGAGAGCUAAUAUAAGUAGAGCUUCAAUAGUCUGUGAUUCAAAUCUCACGUACAAAUCUUACCUGAUUGUCAGAUAUCUCUCCACAAAUUUAAUCUUCUGUCAUAGAUGAUACAGAUAGAUAGAUAGAUAGAUAGAUAGAUAGAUAGAUAGAUCUAUUGAUUAUAGCUCAAUCAAUGGAUGAUAGAUUAUUACAAAAUUGAAGCAGACUACUUGUAUGAGUAUUUAAAAUCUACAAGAAAUAUGUAUUGAUAUUACUCUUGUAAUAUCUUUUUUUCCUGGUAACCCUAAUAGAAAUUAAGGAGGAAUAAAUCUUCAAAUACAUCUUCCAUUUUGGCUAUUGAGAAAUACUAAUAGUUUUAUUCAGCUUUAUUUUCAAUCCUGCUUUGGUAUUUUGAAAUAAACGGUAGUCUAAAAUGUAGUAUCUUGACAAAACAUCUGAAGGGAAUUAAUCACUAGCAUCCCUCAAUUUCUUACAUUUUUUCAGCUCAUCAGGGAUUGGAUUUCUCAUUUGACUAAGAUCAGAGAAAGCCAUGGUCUGAAUUUUAGGAUCAUAUUUAGCUUGGUUUGGGAGCUGGAACAAUUUAAUUCAAUUUUAGCUAGGCUCUAUAAUGCUGAUGUCAGGUAGCUGAAAUGACCAAUAUUUCUCUCUCUUUUUCAAAUAAUCGUAUUAAGAAUUACAAGUAGGAAAAAAACUUAACAACCUUAAGUUUUAACCCCUUUAAAUAUAGUCCCAGAGUUUGUUUUCUGUACAUCUUUUUUUAACCCAAGAAUAUUUAAAACUUUAAAAGAUUUCUUUUGUACAACCAGCAAGUAAAGUUUGUCCUUUUAAAAAUCAUUUUUCACAAUGUCCUUCAAGACUUUAACAGAUCUCUUUUGUAAAUCCAGUAAGAAAAAGUUAUUUUUCUGAUUUAAAUGUAUAUCCUUUGGUAGUGAAAUAUCCAGUUUUGUUUGCAUAUUCAAUAUAUCUUUAUAUAUUUUUCUGCUUGAAACAGUUAAAUUCACAUCCUAAUUAUUUUCAUAUUUAUCCGUUGUAGCUUAUUCUUCUUGUCUAACUUCAUUGUCCCAUGUUCCCUCAUAUCAAAAACUUUGAAGACCAAUUUUCAAAAACAAGCAUUAAAGCUUGUUGCUCCAUUAUUUAUUUCUUUGUUAACAAAAUGAACAUAUUAUCCUCUAGCUUCCUCUGAUGUCAAACCUUCAAGGUCCCAUUAUCAUGUUUCUUCUUUAAAAAGCCCAAACAAUCGCCAAUUCGACAAGAAGAAUUAUUCUAAUUCAGAAUUGUAAUUCCAAAUCUAUCUGGAUUUUUAAUCUUUGUUACCAUUCCAAAAUCAUAUCCUAUACAUCUUUUUGCCAUUUAAUCAAAAAAUCAAUAUUUCCAGAGCCUUUAAAAUCACAUUUAAAGCAUCUUUCUCCAAGGAGAAGGCAACUCACUCACUCAAUGAAUACAGCAAAUAUUUUCAGGACAAUAAAAGAAAUAAUCCAAAAAGUAGUUAAGAAGUGAGGGUCAGGUAGGCUUUAUGUCUUUAAAAGGCUGUGUUACAAGUAUGAGCUUGAUAGUUCAGUAUCCCUCAACUUUCAGCCACUCAACUCAGAAGCUGACCACGAAACAAGCAUUCCCUGUGAUCUACUCACAAGGAGCAACUGUCUGGAGUCACAUGGGUUAUCUCAACAAUCUCUCCUGCCUCCAGAGAUAUUUUGCUGGUCUGGAUCCAUCAUUCAGCCACAAAUUUCUUUGUACAUCUGGUCCUCCUGCCAACAGAAUGUUUCUCAACCUCAGGCACUUGCUGUCUGGACUUCCAACUCCCAGAAUUCACUAACCAGCUUGUUGAGGUUGAGAAACACUGACCUAGAACUCUGAUAUAAUUUAAUGCUGAAGAAUAGGCUUCCCUUGGCACAAUGGCUUUCUAACAAUUAUGUGCCAUAUGACUAUGUGUCUGAGGUAAUAGUAUGGUUAAAAUAGAGAAAUGAAGGGUCAUUGAAAUUACUAUCCCCAGUUAAAAUGUUAUGGUCUGUGGGUCAAAGACUUAACUAUGAAUCAUGUUUGCACUAAAUGAGAAACUCUAUAGACUUUUUCAGGUAUCAUAUAGUUCAGAACUGUCUGGUUCCAUGUAGGAAAAAAAUCAGAGUUUUGAAAUACAGCUUUUUAAUAUAACAAGAUAUUUCUCUUAUGGUUGUUUACAGGUGACAGUAAACACCAGCAUUAUAUUUUGUUUGUUUAAUGGUUGCACUGGUGUUCAAGGUAAGGUGCACUCUAGAUUUUCAUUCAAAUGAUGUAAAUGUCUUUCAGUGCAUAGGCUUUUUGGUAAAAAAUAAUGCUACCAUUGCCUUGUUUCUUGUCUAUUAACAUAAUUGUAGUCUCAACUAUUAAUUUAUUCAAGGGACAGUAGGUUUGAAAAACUAUUCUAAAAAAAACUGUUAAUUCUUCUUGGCUAUCAUCUGUUUAAAAAGGUUAUAAUUCAGUGAGCUUUUUAGUCAGAUUUUAAUAGCUAGAGUAGGAAUAAAUUCUUCUACUCUCAUGGAACAUAGGAACAUACUAUUCUCAAAAACUGUGUAUUGCCUCAAAAAUUAAUUUCACAGUUCUUCAACUCCUAGUAUAGUUGGUACCAUCUAGCACAAACUGUACAUGCAUGAGAGUAUGUGUGCUUGGACAAGAAUAGGGAGUUUAAAUGAUCUACCAAAUCAAAGGAUUAAUAGAAAUAAUAGAAGUACUCCUAAUAACUCCUUUUUUCCCUUCUUUUCCCCUUAUGAGCAAAACUGAGAACAGUUCCCUUCCAUUCACACAGUAUAUGGUGAUGAAGACUAUUAGAAGCCAGAAUGUGUUCUAGUGAUCAGAUCUAUCCUGUAAACUGCCACUUGACUAUCUUAUAGUGACAAUAAUGAUGUCUUCUUCAUUCCUUAUAAUGUAAAAUGCAGAUGAAGGUCAAGACUAAAAACCAAAAUCACAGAGUAGGCCUAUGAGAUUAAAUAGUAUGUCAUUCUAGAUCACAUAGAUCUCCGACUUAACUAAAUAAAAAGGAACAUACUGUUGAAUGAGGUUUGCUGAUCACAUUCUGCUUCAUAACUAGUGUGGUUGAGGCUGGAAUGAAGGAUGGGGAAUCACCAAGCCAUAUAUGUGUGCCACAGACUGACUGCCCAAUAAAUGAGUAAGUGUUAUAAGUAUAGUAUACUCUUAAAUUGCUAAUUACAUGAUCUCACAAAUAUGCCUUUUGUUUCCCAGAGUUUCUAUGGCAGUCUACCUCAAAGGUCAUUGCAGAAAUAAAUUGUCCUUAACCAUCUUGUCAUAUGAUAUAACAAUAAAUUUGUCUGUUAAUUUUUUUUCUCCUGUACCAUAAUGCUGAUUGCCUUAUAAUGGAACACCGAAGAAGUCACUUUAAACAGGAAAUAAGACUUUUUGAUUAGCUUUUAGUUCUUUAGAGCCAUCUGUGGCUGGUUUAUGGAUCUAGGAAAACUUGGCAUGGCCAACUCGCCGCAGGGCAACUCUCCACAGGACAAGACUUACACUAAUAUUGAAGAAAUGGUGGAAUAAAAUCAGUAAAGAGGAUGCAAAAGGAGGGACAAUGAAAUGUGAAUCAUAAAAAUUAAAAUAUUUUAAAAAAAUAUUUUAAAUACCCGUGUUUCCCCGAAAAUAAGACCCUGUCUUAUAUAUUUUUUUGAACCCUGAAAUAAGCACUUGGCCUUUUUGCCAUGCACUCAAAAGCCCGAUUGGGCUUAUUAUCAGGGGAUGUCUUAUUUGGGGGGAAAUGGUACUUAAAUUGAAUUGUUGAAUUGUCCCAUAGUGAGUUGUUCCAAGGUGAGUUGGCUGCGCUAAGUUGUCCCAUUCCACUUCCUUUUCUUUGUAUUCCACCAUGCUGCAUGGAAAUGAUCCAAGAAGCCUCUGUUUAUCCAAAUUAUUUGACCUAGUGGAAUAAAUUUAUUUUUGCUAAUAAAUAAGUUUGUGUAUGUA